UUCUUUAGUUAUAGCCGUCCAUCUGUGCAGUGUAACAGCAGAAUGCGGAUGCGGAGGACUAAUGGAUGGAUCUGCAGGUAGCCAUACUCAGGAGACCCAGCUGCUGCUGCAGGUCACUGACUCAUGCUCAGUGCCGGCAGCCCUGAUGUGCACCAGGAUGGCACAGUGGACAACAUUGCUGCUGUUGAUGCGCACCAAUGCCGUGAUGAUGGGGCCAGCAUGCAGGCGGCAUGGUCAAGCAGCUCUACCACAGCUCUCUGAGGAGGGAGAUGUCAUCAUUGGAGGGGUAUUCUCCAUCCACAGAACCACAAGGGAGACGAUACAUUCAUUCACCUCCAAACCUCACUCUCCGUCGUGCAUCAGUUUGAACUACAGAGAAUUUCAGUUUGCUCAGACCAUGAUCUUCGCCAUUAAGGAAAUAAACAACCGGACAGACCUGCUCCCUGGUUUAUCUCUAGGCUAUAAGAUAUAUGAUGCCUGUGGUUCUAUACCUUUGGCUAUACGGUCAGCCAUGGCUCUGAUGAACGGUUAUGAGGAAACACUGACCGACACAUCAUGUUCUACACCAGCAGCAGUGCAGGCCAUCAUUGGAGAGUCUGGAUCCUCUCCCACAAUUGCUCUAUCAUCUGCAGUUGGACUUUUUCACAUUCCUUUGAUCAGUCAUUUUGCAACAUGUGCAUGUCUGAGCAAUAGGAAUAGAUUCCCCACAUUUUUCAGAACCAUUCCCAGUGACUAUUACCAGAGCAGAGCACUGGCUCAGCUGGUGAAGUACUUUGGCUGGACCUGGGUAGGAGCAGUGAGAAGUGACAGUGACUAUGGCAAUAAUGGGAUGGCCACAUUUAUAGAAGCCGCUCAGCAGGAAGGGAUCUGCAUUGAGUAUUCCGAGGCUGUCUACAGAACAUACCCCAGAGAGAAAAUCCUCCAGUCUGUUGAAGUGAUAAAGAAGGGUACUGCAAGAGUCAUAGUAGCCUUUCUGGCUCUAGGGGACAUCAUCCCUUUGUUCCAGGAGAUGGCCCUGCAGAAUGUAACAGGGUUCCAGUGGGUGGGCAGUGAGUCAUGGAUCACGGCUAGCAGACUGGCAGACAAUCAGGACUACGGGUUUCUGACAGGAUCCAUUGGGUUUGCUAUUGGUAAAGCAAAACUGGAGGGCCUGAAAGAGUUUUUGAUCAGUGUUCACCCAUUUCAGGCUCCAGGCAAUGAUCUAUUGAAGGAGUUCUGGGAAACAGCCUUUACAUGUUCUUUUGAGAAAAGCAAUAAUUCAGCAGGCAAAACUCUUUGCAUAGGAUCUGAGAGCUUAAAUGGAGUGAAAAAUGAAUACACUGAUAUAACAGAGCUAAGAAUCACCAACAAAGUAUAUACAGCAGUUUAUGCUGUUGCCCAUUCUUUACACCUCCUAUUCAAUGGCCAUUCAAGCAUUUAUUCCUCUACGAACAGCAGCUAUGGACAACACUUUGCACCAGAGCAGGUGCUAAAAUAUCUGAGAAACAUAAACUUCACAGCAAAAACUGGUGAGCAGGUCUCCUUUGAUGCAAAUGGAGACCCGGUUGCAAGAUAUGAGUUAGUGAACUGGCAGCUUGCUGAAAAAGGGACUUUGCAGUUUAAGACAGUGGGCCUCUAUGAUGCUUCCUUACCACCUGAUAGGAGAUUUAUCAUGAACCAGGGCAACAUGGUUUGGGCUGAGGGACAACUCCAGAAACCCAGGUCAGUGUGCAGUGAGAGCUGUCCCCUAGGCACCCGGAAGGCCAUGCAGAGAGGAAGGCCUGUCUGCUGCUAUGACUGUGUGCCCUGUGCUGAGGGAGAAAUCAGCAAUGUUACAGAUUCUAAUGACUGCAUUCCUUGUGAUUUGGAAUAUUGGUCAAAUGAAAAAAGAGACAGAUGUAUAUUUAAAAUAGUUGAAUUCCUUUCUUUUGAAGAAAUUAUGGGAAUAAUGCUUGUAAUUUUUUCAUUAUUUGGAACAUGUGUAACUAUACUUGUGGCUGUGCUGUUCUUUAUGUACAGACAGACCCCCAUUGUGAAAGCCAACAACUCAGAGCUGAGUUUUCUGCUGCUCUUUUCAUUGAAACUGUGUUUCCUUUGCUCUCUUACCUUCAUCGGCCGGCCCUCUGAGUGGUCCUGUAUGCUGCGCCACACUGCGUUUGGGAUCACUUUUGUACUCUGCAUCUCAUGCGUUCUGGGGAAAACAAUAGUGGUGUUAAUGGCCUUCAGGGCUACACUUCCAGGCAGUAAUGUCAUGAAGUGGUUUGGGCCUCUGCAGCAGAGACUGAGUGUUCUUGCUUUCACUCUCAUACAGGUCCUUAUUUGUGUGCUUUGGUUGACAAUAUCCCCCCCAUUCCCCAACAAGAACAUGAAGCACUACAAAGAAAAGAUCAUUCUAGAAUGUGAUGUAGGAUCAGCACUGGGGUUCUGGGCUGUGUUGGGUUAUAUUGGGCUCCUCUCUGUAUUAUGCUUUAUUUUAGCUUUUCUGGCUCGUAAGCUGCCUGACAACUUCAAUGAAGCCAAAUUCAUCACAUUCAGCAUGCUCAUAUUCUGUGCAGUCUGGAUCACCUUUAUACCAGCGUAUGUCAGCUCACCUGGAAAGUUCACUGUAGCUGUGGAAAUAUUUGCCAUUUUAGCUUCUAGUUUUGGGCUACUAUUUUGUAUUUUUGCCCCUAAAUGCUAUGUUAUUUUAUUUAGGCCAGAGCAGAACACAAAGAAAAACAUGAUGGGGAAGCCACCAUCAAAGGCUCUCUAAACAUUCUCUGUGCGAUAAAGUAAUUAAUUUUUCUUAAAUUAAUGGAGCACCUACAUGCUUUUUAUUCUACGAGCAGUACUGAAAGCAAGAAAUUUACUUAACGUUUUCAGAUGCAUUUACUGUAAUGCAGGGUGAUAUUUAAAACAGUGUAGGAAAGCUUUGGUGAUUACACCACCGGUGGAACAUGUGUCAUCGGUGAUGUAAAGUUAUUAUGUCUAUAAUUUGAUUGUACUACUCUCUUCACAAUACAAUAUUCUGAAAAUAAUAUGACCAGCAUAAAAUGUUUUGAAAUAAAAAUAAUUUUGUUAUACAAGAUGAAGUACUUGUGAUGUUACACUUCGUAUUAAACAUGAACAAGAAUGUCUUUAAGUUGAUGGAAGCCUACACUUCAAUAAUGACCAUGUCUGUAAAUAAAUCCAUGACUCAUUAACACAGUUUGAAUGCAUUUUAUGUUGUCCCACAGCACAGCACAGUGAAACAUUCACUGUUUGUUUUCCUACAGGCCCUACUGAGGGCUUCCACUUCUGCAAGCUCAGGACCACAUACGCUGGCCCACACCUGCCCCUGGCCUGCAUAUUG
This is a messenger RNA of Anguilla anguilla (European eel), 3310 nucleotides long. Its product is annotated as extracellular calcium-sensing receptor-like. Gene Ontology annotation, cellular component: membrane. Gene Ontology annotation, biological process: G protein-coupled receptor signaling pathway. The coding region runs from base 62 to 2731 and encodes 889 amino acids. The record is from RefSeq and is a predicted model, not a curated record. The transcript has 7 exons. Gene Ontology annotation, molecular function: G protein-coupled receptor activity. Lineage: Eukaryota; Metazoa; Chordata; Actinopteri; Anguilliformes; Anguillidae.